GUACACUCAAACAAAAAUGGAAGCCUGCAGAUCAAUUUCAAUAAGAAGCUUGUUAUUAUUGGUUUUAAUACUUAUAAUCCUCACUAAUUCUGCUGAAUCUCAACUAAGCAAUAACUAUUAUGAUGCAAGUUGCCCAGCAGUAGAGAGUGUAGUAAGAUCAACUGUUCAAUCUCAUUACAAUUCUGAUCCUACUAUUGCUCCUGGCUUGUUAAGACUCCAUUUUCAUGAUUGCUUUGUUCAGGGUUGUGAUGCUUCAGUGUUGAUUUCGGGGCCAUCCGCAGAAAGGACAUCCCCGGCAAAUGUUGGAUUGAAAGGCUUUGAAGUGAUUGAUGAUGCAAAGAAACAACUAGAAUCCAUGUGCCCGGGAAUUGUCUCUUGUGCUGAUAUUUUAGCUUUAGCAGCUCGGGAUGCUGUUGACUUGACUGGUGGACCAAGUUGGGGAGUUCCUCUUGGAAGAUUGGACGGAAAAAGAUCUUCUGCAUCAGAUGCCCUCAACUUACCGUCUCCUAUAGAAGCGAUUUCUGUCCAUCGACAGAAAUUUGCUGAUAAAGGUCUCAAUGACCAUGAUCUUGUUACGCUUGUUGGUGCACAUACCAUUGGACAAACGGAUUGCAGAUUCUUCCAAUAUAGGCUCUACAAUUUCACACCAACAGGCAAUUCAGAUCCAACAAUGAACCAAGCAGUUUUAUCACAACUACAAACUAUAUGUCCUAAAAAUGGAAAUGGUUUAACCAAAGUAGCAAUGGACAAAGAUAGUUGGACAAAAUUUGAUGUUAAUUUUUUUAAAAACAUUAGAGAUGGAAAUGCUGUAUUGGAAUCUGACCAAAGAUUAAUGGGUGAUGAUGCGACUAGACCAAUUGUGCAAAAUUAUGCUGGAAAUAUUAGAGGAUUGUUUGGUAUUAGGUUUAAUUUUGAUUUUCCUAAGGCUAUGGUUAAAAUGAGUAGUAUUGAUGUCAAAACUAGUUAUUCAAAUGGGGAGAUUAGAAAUGUAUGCUCAAAGUUUAAUUAAGGUUUGGAAUUUCGUAUUAUUAAUGUAUUCAUAGAGUUUGUAUCUUGUCCUUUGAUGAAUUGUAUUAUCAAAAGUGUGAUUCUAUUGAGUUGUAAUGUUAAAAAAUAAAUUACACUUGCUUGUUUUUACAUCAAUAAUAGAUUUUUUUGUUGUUGCAAA
Molecule: messenger RNA, 1168 nt
Organism: Amaranthus tricolor (Joseph's coat)
Lineage: Eukaryota; Viridiplantae; Streptophyta; Magnoliopsida; Caryophyllales; Amaranthaceae
Product: peroxidase 25
Exons: 4
Coding region: 17-1009 (330 amino acids)
Biological process (GO): hydrogen peroxide catabolic process; response to oxidative stress
Cellular component (GO): plant-type cell wall; plasmodesma
Molecular function (GO): heme binding; peroxidase activity
Source: RefSeq, a predicted model, not a curated record